AUGGCAUCGAUUUCACAACUUACAGAAGAAGAGAAAAACUUCACAAGAUUUUUCCUCCUCAACUUUAAAGUAUCACCUGACAUUGUCAGGCGAUUCUUUGACACAGUGUUUCCUCCAAAACAUCUAUCCCAAUGUAUUAAUAACAGUAUGAACGCCAUUAUCAAAUUAAACAAAGCAAGAAGAAUAAAUGCGGCCCAAUUAGAAAUAUUAAGGGGUGUUCCAGGAACUAUAUGGCCACCCUGUCUUUCACCGAUGCCUGUAGGAAAAAAAGCCACCUCGUCUAAGGACUUUGAUUUGGCUAUGAUGAUAUGUCUGCUGCGAUAUCUAGGAGGUUUAUUAACACCCUGCAAUGGAUGGGAUCAGCUUCCGCAUCCGAAUGAUACGUUACCAGGAGCAGACCUGUCUACAUUAAUGUGGUACAGAAAUCAGUUGACCCGUACGACUCUUGCUUCUAUGGAUAACAACGAAUUUAUAGACAAGUGGAAUCAGGUUGACAAGGCAUUGGCAUCUUUAAAUAACGGUCAAAGACCGCACGAGGUCUGUGAAAUUUUGAAUUACGAUAUUGAUGGAAAACAAGCAAAAACAUUAGCAAAAAAAAAACUGAAGCAGCUGACAAGUGAUUACCUAGAUUGCGAAAAGGAAAAAAACCAGAUAGAUAAUGAUUUUUCAUAUUACAGACAAGGAAAUAUUCCGAAACCCAUUGCAGGUUUGAUUCAAUUUCAACAGUAG
Mytilus trossulus (common blue mussel) is the source of this 729-nucleotide messenger RNA. RefSeq names its product E3 ubiquitin-protein ligase DZIP3-like. Lineage: Eukaryota; Metazoa; Mollusca; Bivalvia; Mytilida; Mytilidae. The record is from RefSeq and is a predicted model, not a curated record. Bases 1 to 729 code for a protein of 242 amino acids. The transcript has 3 exons.